Messenger RNA from Trichophyton rubrum CBS 118892, 804 nucleotides. RefSeq lists its product as uncharacterized. Bases 1 to 804 code for a protein of 267 amino acids. Gene Ontology annotation, molecular function: S-adenosylmethionine-dependent methyltransferase activity. Lineage: Eukaryota; Fungi; Ascomycota; Eurotiomycetes; Onygenales; Arthrodermataceae. The transcript has a single exon. The record is from RefSeq and is a predicted model, not a curated record.
AUGGUAUUCGCGUAUCACCGCGGCGGGCACGAUACAUGUCUAGAUCUUGGAUGCGGCCAUGGCCUGAUUGCGCGUUUCCUGGCCCCGAAGUUCAAGAAGGUCUACGGCAUCGAUCCAUCGACUGGCAUGAUAGAGCAGGCGAAGAACCUGACCAAGGAGCAGAACGUUGAAUUCGUCCAAGCAGCUGCCGAGUCGCUUCCAUUCAUCGAGGAUAAAAGCGUAGACAUGGUUGUGGCUGGAGUAGCUGCACACUGGUUUAGCUACCCGCCGCUCUUCGCAGAGUUACAACGCGUGAUGAAGCCGGGUGGUACCCUCGCUUUCUGGGGAUAUUAUGAUCACUUCUUUGUGGACUACCCCAAGGGCACCGCAGUAAUGCAAGAGUAUUGUUAUGGCCUGGACAAGGACAGUCUUGCCAAAUACUGGAUCCAGCCUGGAAGCACGAUCAUGCGGGAGAAGCUACGGGCUAUCCAGCCACCGACAGACCAAUGGGCAGAUAUUCAACGGCUUGAAUACCAGCCAGGUCUUAACGGCCCUGAUUCGGGCGAGGGAACGAAGUUUAUGGAAGCUGAGAUCACACUCGGUCAGGCAACUGAGUAUGUCCGUACAUGGAGUGCAUAUCAACGCUGGAAAGACGACCAUCCAGACCAAGUUCGACGGAGCGAGGGUGGGACUGGCGAUAUUGCAGACCAGAUGUUAGAGGCCAUCAUUAAGUCAGAGGACGGCCUGCGGGAUAUCCCGUCUCCAGAGGACAAACUCGUAAAGAUUGAAUGGGUCAGCGCUCUGGUCCUGGCACGAAAACUGUGA